UUGUUACAGGAAGUGGUGGGUAAAGUUGUGCAGCGUUAUUUACUACGAUAGCCGCGGACCGGGACCAGGCCAGCAUGAAAGACAGAUAGGCGGUGUGAGAGUGUGAUUACACAUAAUCUCUUACUGCAACCCCAAACAUCGAAGACAACCCCAGCUCGGAGGAGGAGAGGAGAACAAACCCGCAGCUCGGUCCCGCCUCAGAUGCGGGUUUAGAGUCCAGGCUGCAGCAGCUCGUCAUGAACGACCACUUCGACCGAGCUCCGGGGGCCGGCAGAGCCCGCGGCCCCGGCCCCGGCCCGGGGGGCCCGGCUGGGGACGAGGAGCCCCGGCGGCCGCUCUUCAACCAGCGGGAGCCGCUGAGACAACCCAAGACCUCCCCGCCCCCCAGCGAGGGCGGCGGGCCGGGGGCGCUGCCCGCAGAUUAUAAAAAGCAAAGCAAACUCCAACCAAGUGCGACUGCAAACAGUGUGUCUGCCUCCAGAGGGUGUAAUGACGUGGAUACCCUGGUCAAGUCAUCAAAGCUUUCAGCUAGUGCUCCAGAGUUUGUCCCCUUUGGAAUUAACUCUUUUGAAGAUCCCAGUUACUAUGACGACAGUGACAGCUAUUACAGUGAACCGACGCUGGAUGAAAUGGUCACAGAUUUCCUCGGCCACCUGAGCUCUUCGCCAGGAUCCUUUGAGUCUGAUGUUGAAUACAUAACUGGAAUGCUCAAUUCCUGGGUUUCCACUGAGGCGUUGUUGCAGGAGCUGGUGGAACUGAUCUACACACAGUCUACUGCCAUUCCAAACUUCUCUUACACCGGUGCUAGGCUUUGUAACUACCUGUCCCACCACCUCUCCAUCAGCCCACAAGCUGGCAACUUUCGCCAGCUCCUCUUGAAAAGAUGUCGAAUAGAGUAUGAGCAAAGGGAUGUAGCUGUUCGUGGAGACCCAGAGACUCAGAAGAAGUUCCACUCUUUUGUUCUGUUUCUGGGAGAACUUUAUUUGCAUCUGGAGAUAAAGAGUGCAAAAGGACCCCCGAACCGAGCCGAUAUUCUCCUUUCUGGCCUGAAAGACUUGUUAAUCAGUUUGUUCUCUAAUCCUGUGGAUUCAAAUCUCAUCUGUGCAGUCAAAUUGCUCAAGUUAACAGGUUCUGUCCUGGAUGAUGCAUGGAAACAGAGCGGAAAAGGGGACAUGGGACAACUUAUCCAAAGGAUAGAAACUGUUCUUCUGGAUGCUACCUGCAGUAGGGAUGUGAGACAGAUGCUCCUGAAACUAGUGGAACUGAGGUCCAGUGACUGGGGCCGAGUGGGCUCUGCUGCUGCAGCGAGCAGCGCCACCCCAGACACAGACCCCAACUACUUCAUGAAUGAACCAACAUUCUACACUGAAGAUGGCACACCGUUCACAGCAGCUGACCCAGAAUAUGCUGAAAAAUACCAAGAAAUUCUAGAUCGACAAGACUACUUCCAUGAUAUCGAUGGAGAAAAUGGAAAUGAUCUAUCCGACAUUGAGGAUGGGAUGGAGCCGGAGAUGGAGGAAGCUUUCGAGAAUUUUUGCUUAGAAUCAGAGAGGAAACGGAAACAAUGACACAAGAGUGAACAUCUGAGAGAUUUAACAGGCAUAAAGUGUAUUUUUAUCACUCAUCAUCUUGCAGGAAUGUUGACAAGCAAAAGAAACUGCUAGCGUUCAAUAGGCUUUUGUUUUACUGCGAUCCUUUUAACAAACAGCUGUUCAUAGUUGCAUUUCUUCAGCGAGCAUUCAUUAGAAAAUGGGACAAUCAUUGGGAUAAAUGUUCAAAAUGUUCUUUUUUUUUUUUCUUCCUGAGGAGAAGGGUUUUCUUUUUUGUUGUUGUUGUUUUGAAUUUCUUCCUAAACUUCCUUCUUUUAAAGCUGAUUGAAAUUCCCAGAGGAAGGUGGUGUGCUGUGGAUUGUUGUUGGUGUUAUUUUAAAAGAUUGGUUUGUUUAAUUGAUUGUUUGCAUUUUCAAAAAUACUAAUGAAUGCUCCACACAGGCCAAAAAUGACAUUUUCAGAGAUUAAAUAACUUUGUGUAAAAUGCAAUACAGAUGAGGUUAGAUGGAUAUCUACAUAAAGUACAAAUACAUCCUUUAUCUCCACUCGUGACAGACAUAUUGCCAAUAUUGAAGACGAUAAUUAAUCCUGUCAGUCUCACUAGCGCUCAUUCGGCAAGUUGUGCAGUUACAAUAUCUUAUAGUGCUUCUACAAUUAUUUUGAACUCUUUAGCAAAAUUGGAAAAAGUAAAUUUAGUCUAAACUUUUUCUUAUUCUUUCUUGGUGUCAGAAGUACUUUUUUUAAAUUUACUUUUAAAGGAAAAUAUUCAAAACUCUGAAAAGCAGUGAAACAUUUUUUGAACGUUUUUGUCCGACAGAAAUUAUACACAUCUUGCAGGUCAGGGUGUCGAAACUCAUCUGCAACCCAGUUUCAUCGAUAUCCCAAGACUGAAAGACUGUUUACCAACAAUACAUGGAUCUCAUGAAAACGAAUGUUGUUUUAUAGUUUGUAAAUAUUAUUUAUAGUUUUGUUUGCCUGCUAUAAGUUCUUAAUGUGAGGUUAUGUCUGAUUUAUUUUUUGUUUGGGGUUUAACAAAAUAAAAGUGGACAUUUUCAA
Cololabis saira (Pacific saury) is the source of this 2606-nucleotide messenger RNA. It is a transcript of the gene paip1, whose product is annotated as poly(A) binding protein interacting protein 1. Gene Ontology annotation, biological process: regulation of translational initiation. The record is from RefSeq and is a predicted model, not a curated record. Lineage: Eukaryota; Metazoa; Chordata; Actinopteri; Beloniformes; Belonidae. Gene Ontology annotation, molecular function: RNA binding; protein binding; translation activator activity. The transcript is spliced from 11 exons. Bases 237 to 1568 code for a protein of 443 amino acids.